This is a messenger RNA of Fusarium verticillioides 7600, 1218 nucleotides long. RefSeq lists its product as hypothetical. NCBI's taxonomy places the organism in Eukaryota, Fungi, Ascomycota, Sordariomycetes, Hypocreales, Nectriaceae. The coding region runs from base 1 to 1218 and encodes 405 amino acids. The transcript has 3 exons. The record is from RefSeq and is a predicted model, not a curated record.
AUGUUUGCCUACGUCUUCAUUCCCUCCUUAGAAACCUGCAUUGAUGGAAGCCCAAUCUACCGAAAAGAGGAGGUUCGAGAGGACACUCAAGCCCCAUCCUCCAUGAGUACGACACCGCUUCAGCGCCCAUCAGUUCGAACGAGCGGGUUCAGUAAGAGAAAACUGUUCGUAUCCAUCUGGCUCCCGCUGUUCGGUCACCUGGCUCUCAGCAUUGCCAUCACGCUCCUCGUUGCCCUGGGUGUGAACGGAUAUCACGCUCUAGCAUACUCUGAACAGAAGAGGACUCAGGCAAAUGGAAGCUAUAUUACAUCGGUGCUAUGUGGACGGGGCUUGUGGGCUGGCGAUGUGGACUCGUCCUCCUGGAGUACCGAGGGCUCAAAAUUAGCCAGCCAGCUUUCUGAGGUUCUCGGUGGCUUGCCAUGGUUCAAGCUUCCGAGAGGUAGAGAGUGGCUCGUCGCCCUCAUCUUCGCAUUCAUCCUACCCCAGAGCUUCAUCGAGCCCCUAUUCUCAGGUAGCGUAGAUUGGAACUUUGCUCUCGACUACGCGCCUGCGACGACUGUCAGGAGCGGGGACCCAACUGCAUCAUCUACCAAAUGGUACUAUUAUAAUAUACAGGGUGUUGACAGGAAGACUGCCCUUCGUCGGGCGGGUGGCAUGGCCAGCAUUGCUUGGGGUGCCACCGGCUCAACAUAUUCCAAAGGGGGCUCAAUCUCAGCGCCUGGAGGACUCGCAUGUCGGCACCUAAUGCCUACCACUGCUCCAGUGAGUUCAACGCUAGCCAACGCCACCCUCCCCUGUAUCUACAUUCACAAUAUUGGUUGGUCUGAUGAUCAGCCCCCAGAUGACGUUUGGGAAUACGCUUGGUCGAAAACUGACGCCCUCAGCACUUUCGGUGAUAGCCUAUUUGCCUACGUUCGGCCCGGUGUGGCAGUCGCUUUCAGCCAGGAUUUAUGGGCACCGAACUCUACAGUCAAGACAGACAGAAAAAAGGGCACGUCGACCUUUCCGAAGGCUUCGAAAUGGAGCGGCAAUAUGACCGUCCUUCUGCUUCUUGGCAGACAGACCUCUGUCAGCUGUAAGCCGAUCUACGGGACUGCGUUUGGAAAUUCCUCCUACCUGACGAAGAGCCUCCCCGGCGUCUUCCAAGCCAACGCCAAUGCAUAUGACGAGAACUGUAUGGUCUGGGGCACAGUAUACUUCACAGCCGGUGAGAUCUAA